CCCUGACCAACCCUCCGCGCGGUAUCCCCGCCUGCAAUACGGCAAGUGUCUCUGAAUUCUCACUCAUUCUGUUAUUACUGAAUGUAUAAAAUCCAAUUGCGUUCAAAUUUCUCAUAAUUUUCCUCACCGGAUACCCCUUUGUUCCCACCUGGAACCGUUCAGGACGACCGCUUUCUUCCUACAACCAUGGCGACGAUGCGCAACCCACGCCUCGCUCUCCUCUCAUCACGCUUCGCCAAUCCCCUGAGUAUCACUCAGCAAUGCAUCCGCUGCCUGCACAAGAAUGCAGCUCCUCGCCCUGUGCCAUCACCGACCCCUUUCGUCCCUGAUGUGCCGACCUUCCUCACCCUGAUCGGGCGUGACAUGUCCAAGCACGCAAGCAAGCUUACGUCCUGGGAGCAAUUAUUCACACUUUCAUCCUCGGAACUGCGAGAGUUGGGAAUCGAGCCCGCGCGUCAGCGACGAUACCUUCUACGACAACGCGAGAGGUUCAGAAACGGAAUCUACGGUCCAGGUGGAGAUCUGGAGAACGUGGUUGAUGGCGUGGCACAGCUACGUGUUGUUGAAGUGCCUCAGGGGGAACAGGACGUGAACAAUGCUAGUUCUUCCAAGGAUAGCGCGGAUGGUGCUGCCGCUGCCGUUACGGCCUCUGCGACCCUGUCUCCGUUCACGAAGAGGGCUAUCGUCAAUCUCCUCCCGGACGCAACCGAAUACAAGCAUGAAGCCUCGAAGCCACUGAAGAAGUUCGCCAAGAUGAAGAUCCACCGCGGGACGAUGAUCAAGGGCCCGUUCUUGAAGCCCAUCAAGGGAACGAACGGUUCGGCGGCCUUGAUCCAGGUCCAGGAGGGAAUGUGGGAAGACAAGCAGGGACACAAGGUUGAUGGCGGUGAGCGAAGACGUGCGGAAGUCCGGGCAAAGAAGAGAAGCCAGGAGAGGAAAGAGAGCACCGCUUAGAAGUACACCACAAACUACAUAUGACGGCGCUUAACUGGCUUUUAUCGAUCUUUUUCUCUCCCUCCCUACCGCGGAGUAGGGCUGAAGACACCACAUGUAUUC
Messenger RNA from Paecilomyces variotii, 1056 nucleotides. RefSeq names its product IGR protein motif-domain-containing protein. The record is from RefSeq and is a predicted model, not a curated record. Bases 187 to 954 code for a protein of 255 amino acids. The transcript has a single exon. Lineage: Eukaryota; Fungi; Ascomycota; Eurotiomycetes; Eurotiales; Thermoascaceae. Gene Ontology annotation, cellular component: mitochondrion.